Messenger RNA from Darwinula stevensoni, 1017 nucleotides. NCBI's taxonomy places the organism in Eukaryota, Metazoa, Arthropoda, Ostracoda, Podocopida, Darwinulidae. The record is from the annotation of a GenBank genome assembly.
AUGAGGGUGCAGCGAUCCAAUUAUGCAGACCACAAAGUUAUGGGUCUCAGAAAUGAUGAUUGGCUCACAAUGGUGAUUGAUGGUAUGGACCAAACGAAAACAAACAUACCAAGAUUUUCCAAGGAAGACAAGCACACCACAAGCUUACCAAAGAUCAUCACCCAUAUCACUGGAGUCAUGGUGUAUACUGGCAAGGGUAUUCGAGAAUUCGCCUUUGUAGACAUGGGGCAAUUUCCACAUGAUUCAAAUCUAUGUGUGGAAGUCAUCCUUCGGUCACUCCUGCAUGUGAAGAUGGACUUGAAGAAUAAACUUUUCCUGCAGAUGUGCUCGGGAGAAUUAGAACAACAUUUCAAGGGACACAGCCUACCUUUGGGAUUCAGAUUCCGAAAGAUCCAUGGAGUUACGCAACUGCAUGUUCGCAAACAUGCUAUGGCGAAUUGGUGCCCAAAUGAAGAGGAUAACCAGUAUGACAGAGAAGCCCUUGGCCCAGAUUUAGGGUACUUGGUCCUGAAGGAAGCCACUCCAUACAUCUGGACUCUCGUGGAACACAAGAGGACUUUGACCACACCAGGAAUGACUCCAACCAUGCUGAACUUCCUAAGGGGCAUGGAGAACCAGUUGCUCAGACCUCUGGAGCAGCCUAUCAUCGGUUCGGUGGGAAGCCGUAGGCAGGGUGCAUUCAGUGGGACUGAAGAUCUCCAGCUAGGAAUGCUCGCAGCUGUCUUUACAUAUGAUGAGGUAUCCCGUCCUUGGUUGGGAAAGGCUCAGGCAAUAGAAGAUGGCGAUACAGUGAGGAUCCGCUGGUAUAUGGGAGGCUAUCCCAAAUCGUGGAAGCCCAUGUCAGGAACCAACAGCACGUCAUCUGUUCAUUGUGAAUCCCUUCUAUUAUGGGGGUUUACACUCACUGAGAAAAGUCAGCGACUGACAAGUGAAACAGCUGCAGAAUUGAAGCGGCUCUAUCAAGAAACAGAGGACCGGAUGACGAUCCAACAAGACCGCAUCUCAGAGGAAGUAUAG